Messenger RNA from Adelges cooleyi (spruce gall adelgid), 1641 nucleotides. Its product is annotated as pickpocket protein 28-like. The coding region runs from base 58 to 1548 and encodes 496 amino acids. NCBI's taxonomy places the organism in Eukaryota, Metazoa, Arthropoda, Insecta, Hemiptera, Adelgidae. The record is from RefSeq and is a predicted model, not a curated record. The transcript is spliced from 10 exons. Gene Ontology annotation, biological process: sodium ion transmembrane transport. Gene Ontology annotation, cellular component: membrane. Gene Ontology annotation, molecular function: ligand-gated sodium channel activity.
GCACGUUGAGUACGGCAAAUACGUUUAUACACACUUCUAGCAUUGCAAAAAAACAAAAUGUCUAAAACUAGUUGGCGCAGAAAGUAUUUUGAAGAAUCAACUGUGCAUUGUUUACAGUAUCUGGUUCAAAAGAACAGAUCACUGAUAGAAAAAUUAUUUUGGAUAUUUACAAUAAUAUCUACUUAUUUUAUUGCAAAUUGGAUAGUGUUUUUAUUGAUUGGUCUUUGGCUUCAAAGCCCUUCGGUUAUAUAUGUCGAUAAUACAGAAUCGUCGAUAAAAGAAAUACCAUUUCCGACAAUCACAAUUUGCUCCUCAAAUCAAAUAAGAAAACAGUUGUGGACAGCUUCGCAAAGAAAUGAUUCUUCCUUUAUGAAAAAUAUAAAACAAUAUGAACAAUUGUUAUGUUUUUACUUAAGUGACCCAAUACCGAAGCCGUAUGACAACUUAGAACAAGAUAUUGUAAGGGAUAUGAUGAGUGUAUGCCCAGUUCGUUGUUCAGAAAUGUUGAAAACUUCUACUGUAUGGUUAAAUGCAACAUUGCCUAACAUUUGUGAUUUUGCUCAGCAAGUACCGUCUUUGUUAGGUGUAUGCUAUUCGUUAAACAUGUUGCCAGCAUAUCAAAUGUUUAAUGAUGAUCAUUAUAAUUUGUAUAAGGAUUUUUUCUUCAAAAAUGUAACGUAUAAAUCUAAAAAUACUUCAAUAGAAUGGAAUACAGACGAUGGAUACCCUCCUGAUUACAAUGAUGAUAUCAAUGAUGAUUUACCAGUUAGAACGAUAGGCGUUGGAUAUUACCAUAGACUAAGAAUGAUGGUACACUCGUAUCCCCAUGACUUUUUGAAUUGUCCGCUUAUGAACUAUAAUUUUUUUCUAGUUUUAUUUAGCAACCCAGCGGAGUAUCCAAUAAUAAAUACGAGAGCAUUCUUUAGAUUUGGGACGUACACCAAAGUUCAGAUUAUUCCAUCUGUAAAAAAAAUACACCCAAAUUUGCGAUGGCGCUCACCCGAAGUUAGAAAUUGUUACUUAAACAACGAAAGAAAACUAUCUGUAUUCAAGCAUUACACAGAAAGCAAUUGUUUGGUUGAAUGUCUUAUGAAUGAGACUAUAUCUUUAUGCGGAUGUGGAAAUUUGUAUUUAGUUCCUUUACCUAAAGAUAUUCCGGUGUGUGGGCCGUCUAAGGUGAAAUGUAUGGAUAGAGCUAGAGAACGAAUACGAAGCUUAGGUCUUUCUAAAUCAUGCAACUGUUUGCCUGCUUGUACCAAAAUCGAUUACGACGUGGAAUUGUCAACCUAUGACGAAAAUACAGAGUAUUUCAAAAUAACAAAUUUGGAAAAUAACAAUUCUAGCAUAGCAACAGUAGACAUUGCAUUCAAAGACCUUCAUUUUACUGCUAUUACAACAACAUCGAUUUUUAGUUGGUUAUCUCUUGUUAGUAAUAUUGGAGGAAUUCUAAGUUUAUUUUUAGGAUUUAGUUUGAUAAACGUUUUUGAACUUGUAUUUGUCUUCAUUCAAAUAUUGUUUCAAUCCAUCAAGUCAUACUUCACAUAUUAGGUAGGUAAUGUUACUUGAAUAACCAAUUGAUAGACAUAAUUUGAUUGCAACACGUAUUUCUUAAUAAUAUACAUACAUUUGUUAACAAUUAUU